UUCUUCUUUCGCAUAAUCUCACCACGGUCAUAUAUACGUUGCCUAGAUUAAUGAAUAGUGUGAUAAAACGCAUAACCAUGAGGUUCGGACAUAACGCAUUAACCGUGACGGAGUAUUUUUAUUUGGACGGAAGAAACAAAACGACACGCAAUGUUUUCAUUCUAAGCUUAUAACGGCAAGCUUUUCGUACACCCUCCCACAGUUCUCCCGUCUGUAUCGUCGCCGAUUUGGCAUUUAUUGAGUUUUGAAAAGAAAUUAGAGACGAAAGAGAUGGAGGGAAAAUUUUCGAGUCCAGAAGAGACUAAUUUGCUUCAAAGGAUCAAAGAGUUUACUCGAUCGGUCGUUGAAGAUCUUGCCGAGGGAAGAUCUCCGAAAAUUUCAAUCAAUCGAUUUAGGAACUAUUGCAUGAAUCCAGAAUCGGACUGCUUUUGCAGCUCUGAUAAACCAAAGGGUCAGGACAUUCUCACUCUUAAGAGGGAACCUCAAACCUACAGAAUCGAUAUGUUGCUAAGAGUAAUGUUGAUAGUCCAACAACUUCUUCAAGAAAAUAGACAUGCAUCCAAAAGAGAUAUCUACUACAUGCACCCUUCAGCAUUCAAAGCACAAUCAGUUGUGGACCGCGCUAUUGGUGAUAUAUGCAUCCUUUUUCAGUGUCGUCGGUACAACUUGAAUGUGGUUUCUGUUGGAAACGGGUUGGUGAUGGGCUGGUUAAAAUUUAGGGAAGCUGGAAGGAAGUUUGAUUGUUUAAACAGCUUGAAUACUGCAUUUCCCGUUCCUGUUCUUGUAGAGGAAGUCGAAGAUAUUGUUAGCCUAGCAGAGUACAUACUGGUGGUGGAAAAAGAAACAGUAUUCCAGCGUUUAGCAAAUGAUAUGUUUUGCAAGAUUAACCGCUGCAUCGUUAUCACAGGAAGAGGCUAUCCUGAUGUCUCAACAAGAAGGUUCUUGCGACUCCUCAUUGAGAAGUUGCAACUACCUGUGCAUUGUCUAGUCGAUUGUGAUCCAUAUGGCUUUGAGAUCCUAGCCACAUACCGUUUUGGCUCCAUGCAAAUGGCCUAUGAUAUUGAAUCAUUACGAGCACCAGAUAUGAAAUGGUUGGGAGCUUUUCCUUCAGACUCUGAGAUAUAUGAUGUACCCAAACAGUGUCUUUUGCCUUUGACAGAAGAAGAUAAGAAAAGAACUGAGGCACUGUUGCUUAGAUGCUACCUGAAACGUGAACUGCCACAAUGGAGGUUGGAACUUGAAACGAUGCUGGAAAGAGGAGUGAAGUUUGAGAUCGAAGCACUCUCAGUUCACUCACUGUCUUUCUUGUCAGAGGUUUAUAUUCCUUCCAAGAUUCGUCGUGAGUUAAAUUCGCCUUGAGCUUCAUACUGGUCAUUAGUCAGUAGUCUCCAACUCAAGAUUCUGUAGAGAGCCACUUAUCAUCUGCUGCCUAUUAUUGACAAAAGAUUUGAGAUGUAUCAAGCCUUUUACAUCUUCUCUGUGAAACUCACUAUGGCUAUGGAAAUUACUGGGUUUGUUGUGAGGAUAUCGUCUUCUCUGUUAUGGUUUCAGAUUUAUAGGCUGGGAGCUUCUAUUAUAGACACUUCAUUUCCUCGUCAGUCAGAUUCAGAUAUUACUUGAAGAAUGCUGCUAUUGAGAUUUAUAGGCUGGGAACUUCAGUCAACAUUCUAAAGACAUUACUUGAAGAAUGCAGAUAGGAAUGUUCAUAGCAGCAUUCUUUUCUGUACAUGACAAAAUACAUUCUUUUG
This is a messenger RNA of Camelina sativa (false flax), 1748 nucleotides long. The record is from RefSeq and is a predicted model, not a curated record. NCBI's taxonomy places the organism in Eukaryota, Viridiplantae, Streptophyta, Magnoliopsida, Brassicales, Brassicaceae.